GUCCACCAUAGGGAUUUCCCCUAAAUGAAAAUGGCCUCUUGCAUGCAUAGUUGGUGUUUGGUGCUAGUCUGUGGACUUGCAAGCGUGUUUCUGGACACUGCAACCAAUGCAUCUGCUCCCAAACAUGUGGAAAUAUACAAGAGUUUGUUUGAUAUGAAGAGGAGAGAACAGAUUGAAACUGCCGAGAGAGUAUGGAACAUUGAUGACUAUGCAAAGCGAUACAAAGCCGUUGCGUUUGUGAUUGAUACUAUAUUCCCUAUACUGGAAGAGUCAUUGAAGACAAUUGGAGAACUACACUACGAGCCUGGGUCCUCACCAUUCCCUGAGGAGGAAAACUCUCGAGAAGUGCUUGGUAAAGUUUACGAGAAUGUUAUAUUUUUUGGGGACUUUCUCUUGAGAAUGCCUGACAUCACCAAAAAGAUAUUCAAGAAACACAAAGAAUGGAUUCCUGUUCUUAAAGAGUCAGUCCAGUUCUGUAACCAGUCCACUGAUGUCUACACCUCUCUUCACACUAGGCAGCUACACCUGAUGUCUCAAGAGAUUGGUCUGAUUCCACCUGAAGAUGACUUCAUUAAUCCAUUCAGAGAAGAUGCUCGGACAAAGACUCAGGAGAACAGUUCUGUGCAGAAGAAUAAAGGCAAGAAAGAGAACAAGAAGAAGGGACCUAAAUUUAGAAAAUUUAAGAACGAACUGUGAGGUAUGCUCACUAAACAUAACGAACAAUUUUACUUGUUUAUAAAAACUAUACCACUUAAUUGUACUAUAAUUAUAAUUAUGCUAAAAAAAAACUAUCAAACAAACUAUCUUUGUUACCCA
Halichondria panicea is the source of this 816-nucleotide messenger RNA. Its product is annotated as coiled-coil domain-containing protein 134-like. The transcript is spliced from 7 exons. The coding region runs from base 25 to 696 and encodes 223 amino acids. NCBI's taxonomy places the organism in Eukaryota, Metazoa, Porifera, Demospongiae, Suberitida, Halichondriidae. The record is from RefSeq and is a predicted model, not a curated record.